This is a messenger RNA of Cervus elaphus (red deer), 681 nucleotides long. RefSeq names its product putative neuroblastoma breakpoint family member 5. Bases 1 to 681 code for a protein of 226 amino acids. The record is from RefSeq and is a predicted model, not a curated record. Lineage: Eukaryota; Metazoa; Chordata; Mammalia; Artiodactyla; Cervidae. The transcript is spliced from 6 exons.
AUGAGGGCAGAACGUACCCUCAUGGAAAUCAACCAGGAGCUUCAGUUGCAGCUAGAAAAGUACAAGCAGGACUUCAGAGACCUCACAGAGAAAUUCCUCGUAUCCCAAGCUACUGCUUACUCCCUGGCCAAUCAUCUGCAGAAAUACAAGUGUAAAGCAUGUAAGGACAUCCUUGAAUCCGUGUUGGGGGAGAAGGUGCCGGUUGAGGCGCGGAGACCAGCAGAGAAGCAGGCAGAGAAGCCAACACUUGAUGAAAGGUUGAGGACGUGUGACGUCCUAAUUCGAAGUCAGGCACGAGAGCUGACCCAGUUACGGCAGACACUACAGGAUGGGAAAGAUGACUCUGUCCUGCUCAAGCAGCACCUCAAGGACCUCCUCACCCACAAUGACCUGAACAACUACCAGGGGCAGGGCUUCCGAGAGAGCCUGUCUGAGGGAUACCGCCUGGCAGAGCGCCUUGCCUGCAAGCUCAGCCCAGAAAAGCAGAAUGAUCAUGAUGACCUGAAAGGACCAGAGGUGGUUGCCCCGAGGAGCACAGCCGUCUUCUCACCUGAGGACCUGGAUGUCUCUUAUGCUCGGGAUGUAACCAGUCACCUGCUGUCACGACGGGUCCAGGUAGACCUUGAAUUUGGCUGUGCUGAAGCCAUUGAAAACUCUGGAGCUCUAUCUCAGAGACACUGA